AUGGCGUUCAAAAAGUCAUGGCCAGAAUUCUCGCUGAGCAGCGGGCAACCGUUCACAAAUACCACGGUCAUCAUUGUUGGAGCCGGCAUUGGGGGCAUGUGCGUUGCCAUUGACCUGAUCAAGCGCAAUAAUUGCCGAGACUUUGUCAUUUUGGAGCAGUCUGCCGGGGUGGGUGGUACAUGGCACGCGAACACGUAUCCCGGCUGUGCUGUCGACUUGCAGUCCAUUGUCUACAGCUACAGCUUCGCUCCCAACAGCAAUUGGAGUCGAGAUUUUCCAGGGCAGAAAGAGAUUAUGUCUUACUUGACCCGGGUAGCGCAGGAGUACAGCCUCUAUGAACACAUCCGCUUCUGCUCCACUGCCGAAUCUGCGGUUUGGGAUGAUGAACUGAAGAAGUGGAACACGAGUGUGACUGUUGCCAAAGGUUCCAAAGACGCCGAGGCUACCUCUAACUACACAAUUUCUAGUGAUUUUUUUGUUAGCGCUGUGGGCCAGCUAAGUCAACCAAGAUGGCCAGAAAUUGAGGGGUUGGAUAGUUUUAAAGGGAAGAUUAUGCACAGUGCUGCAUGGGACUGGACAUACGACUUGAAAGAUAAGAGAAUUGCCGUUAUUGGAAGUGGCUGUAGUGCAGUCCAGAUCGUACCCGAACUCGCAAAAGUGGCAAAUAAGGUGACUGUUUUCCAAAGAACACCUCACUGGAUUCUACCGCGUGGGGACUAUGAGAUCUCAAACUUGAGAAAAACGAUGUACCGCUAUUUCCCUUUCUGGCAACGGUACUGGCGCAGACGAUAUGUGGAUCUCAACGAAACGGAGUACACUUCUAACAACUUCGCUGAACAUGAGGAAAAUAAAAAGCUGAAACAAGCAGCUCUGAACAUGAUGCACGAGCAGCUACCAAACCAGCCUGAGCUGUGGAAGAAGCUGACACCCGAUUACCCCGUGGGGUGCAAGCGAGUGGUCGUCUCAGACUUCUUCUUCCCGGCUCUGAAUCUCCCUCAGGUUGGACUUGAAGUAAGGCCUAUUCACAGCAUCACAGACCAUACCGUGCGUCUCGUUGGUACUGGGGGUCACGUAGAGGAUGCGGACUGUCACUACGAUCUUAUAGUUAUGGCGACUGGCUUUCGAUCUACCGACUUUCUGCACCCAAUGAAGAUCUUCGGCCGAAAUGGUCGUGCCUUGCAUGAAAUGUGGAAAGAUGGCGCUAAAGCCUACCGGGGCACCUGUGCCGAUGAUAUGCCGAAUUUUGGGAUGAUCCUAGGACCCAACACUGGCUUGCUACAUAACAGCUUCAUUCUCAUGAUUGAGGCCCAAAGCAGGUAUAUUAACGGCUUGAUCAAGCCGGUGAUAGAAGCCCGAAACCAAGGAGGGGUGCUGAGCCUUACACCGCGCCCGGAGAAAACCGAAGAGUACAAUGCGAAGCUGCAACGCCGGCUCAAAUCUUUCGCCGUGAACAGCUCCCAAUGCACUAAUUGGUACAAGACUGAGUCAGGGCUGAUCACCAAACUUUGGCCAGGAAUGGUGCUAGAAUUCCAGAAACUGAUGGAGCAGGUGAACUAUGACGACUAUGAAUCUGAAGGGUCUUCCAAACACAUCGUGCAAUCGCGACCUCUAUAUAAGGUGGGCCGCGUUGUCGAAGAGGGUGGGAUUCUAGAAAACCUUUCCUUGGUGAAUAUUGCAGUGCUUGGCACAAGUGUGGUUGUUGGUGGGCUAUUGAUGCACAGGCUGAUCUGA
Molecule: messenger RNA, 1731 nt
Organism: Arthroderma uncinatum
Lineage: Eukaryota; Fungi; Ascomycota; Eurotiomycetes; Onygenales; Arthrodermataceae
Exons: 3
Coding region: 1-1731 (576 amino acids)
Molecular function (GO): N,N-dimethylaniline monooxygenase activity; flavin adenine dinucleotide binding; NADP binding
Source: RefSeq, a predicted model, not a curated record